Molecule: messenger RNA, 681 nt
Organism: Carica papaya (papaya)
Lineage: Eukaryota; Viridiplantae; Streptophyta; Magnoliopsida; Brassicales; Caricaceae
Source: RefSeq, a predicted model, not a curated record
AUGGCGGAUCCUUCCAUGUACAACUUUCUCGCACAUAACCACUCCGGUUCCAAACCCACCACCUCUUCCAACCCCACAGCAGGAAAAAGACAAUCCCAAAUGGGUCCGCCGUCGUCGACGACGUCGUCUACUCAUCACCGGCUCUUUCAGUGUCUCUACUGUCCCCGGAAGUUUUAUACAUCUCAAGCUCUCGGCGGCCACCAAAACGCUCAUAAGCGGGAGCGAGCCGCCGCUCGCCGGAACAUUAACAUUCCUCCGAGCUCCACAACACUGUCUGACCACAUGAACCAAUUUGCUCACCAUUAUCGUCCGGCUCAUCCUCUGCAACCGGCAGGGUUAGAGGUGGAAACGACGACGUCCCAUGUGAGCCUUGAGUUGCAGCGGCAGCACCAGGGUGGACCUUUUCUUGAAACAUGGCUCGAGCCAAAUCAGGUAGCUGCUGGUGGUCACGGUCAUCAUCAUCAUCAUCAUCACCAUCAUCAGCAGCACUUCACAGCUCCAGUACUAUCUGGGUCGGUUCCAUUUGGUUUUGUUGGUGAUGAUCAUCAUGCUCAUCAUCAUCAUGGAGUGGUGGGGCCCAUUGCUCGUCCUGAUCAUGAUCAUCAAGCUCUAUCUUCAUCUGAUUUUGUUGCUACUUCUGCAGAUGAAUGUCUUGAUGUUGACCUCACUCUCCGUUUAUGA